AUGGAUGAUACCACCGCCGGUACAGAAGAAGGCCUAGGCCCAGCAAAGACUUUGGAAACAACCCAGGUCCAAGAUCAAUACAUCAAGCUACUUCUGAGAAAGAUAGCAUUGCUUGAGGAACGUCUCCCAGCAGCUAAUAAUGACGAUCAUGCGUCACAGAAGAAUGACCGCCCACCUGAGGUACCGGUUGAGAAGGAGGAUGCAAACGAAGAAGAGGAACCCCGAUAUGUUAUCAUCGUGAACAAAUGGGACCCAGACACUGGAGAAUACAAAGAUGACGAUAUAACGAAGAGCACCGAACAGAAGGAGAUAGGACCGAAACCUCAAAGCCGUAGAGCAUUCACAUUUCGGAAGUCCACCAUGCUUCGGUCAAGAAUCAACUACAUUGAAACGGUCGUGUCAGAAGCCAAAAUCGAGUCUGAACCGUUGCAGAGGUUGAUUGGGACGAUAACUAAAGGCCUCGGAGCACCUGAGCUGGUCACGAGCCUCAGCUCUCCUUUUGCCAAUUUAGUUUGGACGUGGGCAGAGGCCGAUGAGGAAGCUAAGAAGUAUGUAGAGAGCGAGACGCCCGAUGAGAAGCAAGCUCGAGUUGACCUUCGUGAACUCAUGAGAAUCGUCUCCACAUCAUCUGGCAUUCAACAGCUCGACCAGUACUUCAAAGAGCGAAGCUUCUUCGUCGAAGAAGGUACUAUCUCGCAUGCCGCACUCUGGACGCUAUUUCCCCCUGGUACUCUGAUCGUCUCGCACCCUUUCCUAGGAGAGCCCCAGAUCUUCACCGUCGAUUCGUGCGAUUAUUUUGUCCGUGAGGAACACACAUUCGAUUUGGUUUGUUUCAGCUUUGACUGGGCAGGUACCGAGUUUACACGUGUUCCAUUUGAGAUGAAAAUCCGUCACUGGGGUUCUAAUAGGAAAAGUAUCGCGGAGCUACCAUUCUACCCCCUGGAGUACUAUACUAGCCCAGUCGACAAAAACAUUACAUCGGAGGAUGCAAUCGCCCAACUCAAGGAUCAGCUUAUCGCUCGGGGAAAGAAAUUCGUCAAGCUCUGUACUGCUGAGAAAGGCAAACAAAUGCGAACAUACUCUGGCGAUGCACACUUUCACGCUGGCCGGAGCUUCGUCAACAGCGCCGACGACGAAGGAAUGCGCCGUAGUCGACAAGACGACGACUCGUCAACUUCCACCGAAACUGGUGCCGGAGGCCGAAAUAGCGAGGCCCGCUAUGUCAAGAGGAAGAAGGUCGAUGGCACCACCAUGGUGGACUUCGCCUCGUUCUUCGAAUAUCUCUCUCCCAAUACACCAAUUUUGGGAGAUCUAUCACAGUUCCGGGGCCAACUCGAGAAUUUGUCGCCCGAGAAGCGAGCCAACCCAAUCUACAUGGACAUGUAUAAGACUCACUGGGAUCGACAUGCACCUGGGAAGACCAUGUCGGAUGAUCAGUACCUGCACUGUCCCCCACGAGUACUCGGAUAUGCGCUAAAGCAGAAGAAGUGGGCGCAACUGCUAGUCGAUAAACUCAACCCGCCUAAUGAAGCCGACUCAAGUGUAUUCCACAAUAAGCUGCAACUCGAUCCUGACUAUAAAGAUCUGGUUAGUUGUUCCGUACAAGCGCACGAAUAUGGUAAGAACCUCAAUGCCAAGGGUGAGUCAAUGAGCUUGCAGGAUUUCGCACCGGAUAAGGGAAAGGGUCUCGUCAUCAUGCUCUAUGGUCAUCCGGGCGUUGGAAAGACUCUUACCGCAGAGAGCGUAGCCCUGAUGGCAGGCAAACCCUUGCUCUCUGUGGGUGUCUCUGAUAUUGGAAUCGAAGGUGACAAAGUCGAAGCAAACCUACAGAAGGUAUUUGACCUUGCAGGAAAGUGGGAGGCUGUACUACUCUUCGAUGAGGCGGACGUGUUCCUUGAAGCCCGUGGUCGCGGAGAGAACGAUCUGAGGCGUAAUGCCAUGGUUUCGGUGCUCCUUCGUGUUCUGGAAUACUACGAUGGCAUCUUGAUCCUCACCACCAACCGUAUGAGGUCGUUCGAUAUUGCCGUUCAGAGCCGCAUCCAUAUUGCGAUCAAGUAUGAAGAACUCGUGCAUAGCCAGCAAAUGGCAAUCUUCAAAUCUUUCCUCGAACAACUAAACCGCAAAAGGCUGGUCUACGACUACGAUGAUCUGCUAGAGUGGGUACACAGAGAGACCCGCAAACUAGCGUUCAAUGGUCGCCAAAUCAGGAAUGUAGUGUCGACGGCUAUGGGCAUCGCAUUGGUGGACGAAGCGAAUGGGGGAAAGCUGAAAAGAAGCCAUCUCAUUCGUGUUGUUGAGCAGACGAAGCAGUUCAAGCAGGAUUUGAUUGCUGAGGAGGAGUUGUACAAGAGGCUACAGAAGGGUAUAUCUUGA
Alternaria atra is the source of this 2373-nucleotide messenger RNA. RefSeq lists its product as uncharacterized. Gene Ontology annotation, molecular function: ATP hydrolysis activity; ATP binding. The transcript is spliced from 8 exons. The record is from RefSeq and is a predicted model, not a curated record. NCBI's taxonomy places the organism in Eukaryota, Fungi, Ascomycota, Dothideomycetes, Pleosporales, Pleosporaceae. Bases 1 to 2373 code for a protein of 790 amino acids.